Messenger RNA from Mesorhabditis spiculigera, 510 nucleotides. The record is from the annotation of a GenBank genome assembly. NCBI's taxonomy places the organism in Eukaryota, Metazoa, Nematoda, Chromadorea, Rhabditida, Rhabditidae.
AUGCGGAUUCAGCUACGCUGCAACUACAUUGAACAGGACAUUGACAUUUCUAUAGGCGAUGAAUCGGAAGAAGGCAGUCAAGCCCCACGCACGUUGGCCGAGUUCCGGAGGGCCGCCGCCGAGUUGUACGGCCUCGACCCCGAGCGCAUCAAGUUUGUUCAUGCGGCCAAGAUGAUCAACGAGAUCGAGCCGGGCGAGCGUCUGCUCAGCGAAUUCGGCUUCAAGAGGGCGAGCGUGUCGGAAACAUUCGCGAAGCUCGGUGUCGACCUCGGGGAGCUCGAGAAGGGAUUCCUUGAAGGCUCACAACGAAAGGAGGCGAUACAGAAGAUGGACAAGCGGAUACGGACAUUCAACGAGAUAGGCAUUCGACAUCUCGAAGGGCUCGACGCCAUUGAAUUGACGUCGGAAGCGAGCACGCCCUCUCAGGUGCAACGGAACCGGGAGAAGCGAAAAGCCCUCAUCAACGGCAUCGACAAGUUGCUCAAUUUGAAUGAGAAGUACAAUGGAAGU